This is a messenger RNA of Fraxinus pennsylvanica, 1698 nucleotides long. The record is from the annotation of a GenBank genome assembly. Lineage: Eukaryota; Viridiplantae; Streptophyta; Magnoliopsida; Lamiales; Oleaceae.
AUGGGGAAUGAGGAUUUGAAGAACCCCGAACCGCAAAAAAUUUCGGUCGAACGAGGGAAUAAUCUCCCCAACUUUCUUCUUUCUGUUAGGCUUAAAUAUGUGAAACUUGGUUUUUAUUACUUAAUCUCAAAUGCUGUGUACUUACUUUUAGUUCCACUUUUAGGGGCUGUUUCAGUUCAACUUUCUACUGUUACUGUGGAAGAUUUAGUCCUUUUAAGGAACCAAUUGAAAUUCAAUCUUGUUUCUGUGAUUUUGUGUUCUUCUUUCAUGGUGUUCUUGGGGACACUUCAUUUUAUGAGUAGGCCUAGGAAGGUUUACUUAGUUGAUUUCGCAUGUUAUAAGCCGGAACCCGAGUUUAUGUGCAGUAAAGAAGUUUUUAUGGAGAGAUCAAAACUUGCAGGGACUUUUACAGAUGAAAAUUUGGCCUUUCAGAAGAAAAUCUUGGAGAGGUCAGGUUUGGGGCAAAAGACGUAUUUCCCCGAAGCGCUUUUGCGAGUUCCAGCUAAUCCUUGUAUGGCUGAGGCUAGGAAGGAAGCUGAAAUGGUUAUGUUUGGUGCCAUUGAUGAUUUGUUGGCGAAAACUGGGGUUAAGGCUAAGGAUAUUGGGAUACUUGUGGUGAAUUGUAGUUUGUUUAAUCCAACACCAUCACUUUCUGCUAUGAUUGUUAAUCAUUACAAGCUUAGAGGCAAUAUUUUGAGCUAUAAUCUCGGUGGUAUGGGGUGCAGUGCUGGACUAAUAUCGAUCGAUCUUGCUAAACAAAUUUUACAGGUGAAUCCCAAUUCCAAUGCUCUUGUAGUGACCAUGGAGAACAUAACACUGAAUUGGUAUUGGGGCAACAACCGAUCAAUGCUCGUGUCGAAUUGCAUUUUCCGGAUGGGCGGAGCAGCGAUCCUACUAUCAAACAAGUCGUCUGAUCGUAGACGAGCAAAGUACCAACUAAUCCACACUGUUCGUACACACAAAGGAGCCGAUGAUAAGAGUUAUGGUUGUGUGUUUCAAGAAGAAGACAACUCAAAAGAAAUUGGUGUAGCAUUGUCUAAAAACCUAAUGGCCGUUGCUGGAGAGGCCUUGAAAAUUAAUAAUUCAACUUUAGGGCCAUUAGUCCUUCCCAUGUCUGAACAAUUAUUGUUCUUUCUUACUCUUGUGGCAAAAAAGGUUUUCAAGAUGAAAAUUAUGCCAUAUAUACCGGAUUUUAAGCUCGCGUUCGAGCAUUUCUGCAUUCACGCAGGAGGAAGAGCGGUAUUGGACGAACUUGAGAAGAAUCUCGAGCUUACUGAAUGGCAUAUAGAGCCAUCAAGAAUGACACUUUAUAGGUUUGGUAACACUUCUAGUAGUUCAUUGUGGUAUGAAUUGGCCUAUACUGAGGCUAAGGGGAGGAUUAAAAAGGGUGACAAAACAUGGCAAAUUGCCUUUGGAUCAGGUUUUAAAUGUAAUAGUGCUGUGUGGAAAGCACUGAGGAUUAUCAAUGCAGCCAAGGAGAAGAAUCCAUGGAUGGAUGAGAUUAAUGAUUUUCCAGUUGAAAGUCACAGAAACCACCGAAGAAGCGAGAAACAAAAAAUUAUAGAAUCCUGUAGUUCAAAUACACUUCUGCCGACAUCUUUUCCCGCAAAUACUAUCACAAGAGUGCAAGAGGUUUGGUCUUCAGAGCGCAAGAGGUUUAGAGUACCUCUGGGAAGUUUGACAAGUUCCUGUUGGUGA